UCGCGAUUGGGCACCAGGGGAAGAAUGUCUCCUUUCAACUUUGUCUGUGGUUUGCACCCCCGCAGAAGGCCACACGCCGGUUGUGGGGUGCAGAUGUGCAGAGAGUGAUUUCUAAGUAGUUGAGUUGUUGAGAUGAGGGUACGACUGCUAAUGGUAGGCAGGUUUUGUUUUCAUUGGUGAAUCUGGUGUCAUCAUAUUCCGGUCAUAUGUUGAAAUAUUCUUUGUUUAGGUCUUGAAGUAGAGGAUCUUACUCUGCACGUCCACAUUGUGUUGUUUUAAAUGAUGUCUCUGCAAGUAUGGCUUUUUAGAAUUUCAAAUGUGAGUUAAGGUCCGGGCGUGUGUGGGCCUUAGCACUGGCCUUGACAGUGAACUUUGUGGCUGUGUUUUGGAUUUCAAAGAUUUGCCCCAUAGCUGGGAUGCGAGCUGUGCAUUUUGUUAGUAGUAGGUGUCAGGAAUGUAGAUGCUUAAGCUGGGGACGUUAGAGAAGGAAGAACAUUUAUGUAUUAAUAAUUGAUAGCUGAAUAUUAGAAUCAGAUUAAUUUGGGCUGAUGAAAGUUUUUUUUUUUUAAAGCAGUUAUGCACUCUAGGAAGGAAGCCUUUUCAUAGGCACACUUUAUAGGGGUUCUUUAGGGCGCAGAGCUUGAAAAUCUCCUUUUAGAGAGGAUACUCAUCAACAUCUGUAGCUUCGUUGAGGGCCUGGUAAGGGGUCUGAAACUGGGGCUAAGAUAUCUAAGUAUACUUUUCAGUGUUUCUGUUGUUUGUUUACAUCUGGUGUUCAUUCACGUUUGGGCAGUAGAAAUAAAUAGGUCAGCCUUACUUUUGGUUUUUGAAGACUGGUCCCCCCCUUUUUUUUUUAAGUUUCACAAUUUACUUGGUUUCACAGCAUUGUAGGAAACUGUUACUACAUUUUUACUGGAAAUACUGUUAUUCAUUUUGAUUUUGGGAGCAAGAGAACUGAAGGAGAGCCAAUUUCCCCAAAAUUGGACUUCUCAGAACCUUUAAUAUGCUAAUGUGCAUUGUGAAUCUCCAAGAGGGGGAUAUGAUAUGCAGCAUUCUUGAAUACUUCUAAUGACAGGGAGCCCACUACCUCAUAAGAACAGUGUGUCCUGGAUGGUUGUCCUCUCCCCCUCUAGACUUCCAGCUCACCCAGGACAGAAGUGGUCUUGUUCAGCACCGUGUCCUCAGAAAGGAGUAUGUAAUACGGUGCUGAGCAUGUACUGCAGUGAGAAGAGGAGUUUGUUAUUUUAAACAGAGGCUGAAGAAACUAUAGAAUUAACAGACAUAAGAAAAAGUGGAGAAGGUAGAGGAUGGAGUUGCAGACUCUACAGGAGGCUCUUAAAGUGGAAAUUCAGGUUCACCAGAAACUGGUUGCUCAGAUGAAGCAGGAUCCACAGAAUGCUGAUUUAAAGAAACAGCUUCAUGAACUUCAAGCCAAAAUCACAGCUUUGAGUGAGAAACAGAAAAGAGUAGUUGAACAGCUACGGAAGAACCUGAUAGUAAAGCAAGAACAACCAGACAAGUUCCAAAUACAGCCAUUGCCACAAUCUGAAAACAAACUACAAACAGCACAGCAGCAACCACUACAGCAGCUACAGCAGCAGCAGCAGUACCACCACCACCACGCCCAGUCAGCUGCAUCCUCUCCCAACCUGACUGCUUCACAGAAGACUGUAACUACAGCUUCUAUGAUUACCACAAAGACACUACCUCUCGUCUUGAAAGCAGCAACUGCGACCAUGCCUGCCUCUGUUGUGGGCCAGAGACCUACCAUUGCUAUGGUGACCGCCAUCAACAGUCAGAAGGCUGUGCUCAGCACUGAUGUGCAGAACACACCAGUCAACCUCCAGACGUCUAGUAAGGUCACUGGGCCUGGGGCAGAGGCUGUCCAAAUUGUGGCAAAAAACACAGUCACUCUGCAGGUUCAGGCAACACCUCCUCAGCCCAUCAAAGUACCACAGUUUAUCCCCCCUCCUAGACUCACUCCACGUCCGAACUUCCUUCCACAGGUUCGACCCAAGCCUGUGGCCCAGAAUAACAUUCCUAUUGCCCCAGCACCUCCUCCCAUGCUUGCAGCUCCUCAGCUUAUCCAGAGGCCCGUCAUGCUGACCAAGUUCACCCCCACAACCCUCCCUACCUCCCAGAAUUCCAUCCACCCCGUCCGUGUCGUCAAUGGGCAGACUGCAACCAUAGCCAAAACGUUCCCCAUGGCCCAGCUCACCAGCAUUGUGAUAGCUACUCCAGGGACCAGACUCGCUGGACCUCAAACUGUACAGCUUAGCAAGCCAAGCCUUGAAAAACAGACAAUUAAAUCCCACACAGAAACAGAUGAGAAACAAACAGAGAGCCGCACCGUCACUCCACCGGCUGCACCCAAACCAAAACGGGAGGAGAACCCUCAGAAACUUGCCUUCAUGGUGUCUCUAGGGUUGGUAACACAUGACCAUCUAGAAGAAAUCCAAAGCAAGAGGCAAGAGCGAAAAAGAAGAACAACAGCAAACCCAGUGUACAGCGGCGCGGUCUUUGAGCCAGAGCGUAAGAAGAGUGCAGUCACCUACCUGAACAGUACAAUGCAUCCCGGGACCCGGAAGAGAGGUCGUCCUCCAAAAUACAAUGCAGUGCUGGGGUUUGGAGCCCUUACCCCAACAUCCCCCCCAUCCAGUCAUCCUGACUCCCCUGAAAAUGAAAAGACAGAGACCACAUUCACUUUCCCUGCAUCUGUUCAGCCUGUGUCCCUGCCCAGCCCCACCUCCACAGACGGUGAUAUCCAUGAGGAUUUUUGCAGCGUUUGCAGAAAAAGUGGCCAGUUGCUGAUGUGUGACACAUGUUCCCGUGUGUAUCAUCUGGACUGCUUAGACCCUCCUCUGAAAACAAUUCCCAAGGGCAUGUGGAUCUGUCCCAGAUGUCAGGACCAGAUGCUGAAGAAGGAAGAAGCAAUUCCAUGGCCCGGAACUUUAGCAAUUGUUCAUUCCUAUAUUGCCUACAAAGCAGCAAAAGAAGAAGAGAAACAGAAAUUACUUAAAUGGAGUUCAGAUUUAAAACAAGAACGAGAACAACUAGAGCAGAAGGUGAAACAGCUCAGCAAUUCUAUAAGUAAAUGCAUGGAAAUGAAGAACACCAUCCUGGCCCGGCAGAAGGAGAUGCACAGCUCCCUGGAGAAGGUAAAACAGCUGAUCCGCCUCAUCCACGGCAUCGACCUCUCCAAACCUGUAGACUCUGAGGCCACUGUGGGGGCCGUCUCCAAUGGCCCGGACUGCACCCCCCCUGCCAACGCUGCCACCUCCACGCCAGCCCCCUCCCCCUCCUCCUCCUCCCAGAGCUGCACAGCGAACUGUAACCAGGGGGAAGAGACUAAAUAACAGAGCCCCGCUAGGAGAAGCCACGGGAUCCCGGCGGCAAGGAGAGCAAAACACUGAAGACUCUAGAAAAGCAAAGCCGGAUUUCUUCUGGAAAGUACAGAAUUCUUUUGGUUCUUUGGUUCCAGAGAGAGAGAAGAUGCUUGUGCCAGGUGGCACCAGAGUUUGCCAAUUGAUCCUUCUUAUUCUGUGUGUACAUGCAAAGAUUGGACCAUGUUACAUGAAAUAGUGCCAGCUGGAGGUUCUUUGCCAGCACCAUGCCAAGUGAAAUAAUAUAUUUACUCUCUCUAUUAUACACCAGUGUGUGCCUGCAGCAGCCUCCACAGCCACGAUGGGUUUGUUUUUGUUUUGUUGGGUGGGGAGCAGGGACGGGCGGAGGGAGGAAAGCAGGUUUCAGAUCCUUAUUUGCCGAGCCGUUUGUUUAGGUAGAGAAGACAAGUCCAAAGAGUGUGUGGGCUUUCCUGUUUCUAAACUUUCACUACUAUAAAACCAAAAAGAGGAAAUCGAGAUUUAACCAACCCAGUGCCCAGAGGAGGGAUGGGGAGGGAGUGGGAGGGAGCCGGGGUGGGAAAAGUAUAUCGAAUAAGCAGUAUUUCAUAUUGUCUGGGGCGGGCAUGGUGCACGGAGAGAUGGACACCAAGAACAGCCACCGGCUGCUUCUCUGGAGCGCUCCGCUCCCCCGCCUUGGACGCCCCCACCCUCCCCAAGUUCCUUCCCUGCUGUGGCACGUGGGCACCAUCCCCGCGGACGAUCCGGUUACCUUCCCUCUCCAAGAACAAGCAGAAUCAGGCCUCAGGUGGCCCUUGCCCGGGGCAGGGAAGAAGGGUGUGUGUGUCGAGGAAGGAAAAAAGGUGGAUCAGUGAUUUUACUUGAAAACAAGCUCCAUCCCUUUUCUAUAUUUAUAAGAAGAGAAGAUCCUGAGUGAAGCAGCACGCGACCCAGGUGUGUGUGUAUUGAAUGGAGACGUUUCUUUUCUUUUUUGUUUUUGUUUUUGUUUUUUUUGUUUUUUGUUUUUUGUUCUUUUUUCCUUUAAAAGAAGUUUUAUUUUGUUGUUUAUUUUACUUUUUUGGUAACAAAAACUAAAAUAAGGAAUAGAAAAGCUGUUUUUCAGGCUGACAGUCCAAUUAAGGGUAGUCGAGACCUUGCAUGGUAGAAUAGGAAUCAUAGUGUCAGUGAGGUCAGUGAGUCUGUGUGAGUCCUUGUGUCAUCGUUCGGGGCACUGUUUUUUUAUGCAAGGGCAAAAAUCUUUGUAUCUGGGGAAAAAAAACAACUUUUUUUUAAAUUGAAAAGGAAAAUAAAAGAUAUUGAGGUCUUCCUAGUGUUACUUAAAUUAAGAUCAAGGUAAGAAACAUUGUAAAAAAAAUUACAAAAGUGCUAUUUGUUUCCUAAAAACAGUGAUUUCUAUUAAAAAAGUGUCAGAACUGGAGAAAA
Molecule: messenger RNA, 4784 nt
Organism: Vicugna pacos (alpaca)
Lineage: Eukaryota; Metazoa; Chordata; Mammalia; Artiodactyla; Camelidae
Source: RefSeq, a predicted model, not a curated record